GGCGCCCGUAGUCUCGCGGGAAGGCGGGCGGCCGCUCCCCGUGUCAGUCCUGGAGGCAGGAUGGCUUUGAUGUUGGACGCGGAGUAUCUUCUGGAAGCCAGCAGAACAGUCUGUGUGUGUGGACUCCACUGACCCACUUGCUGGCACAUUUUACUUCUUUCUUUCCCUUUUUCUUUUCUUUUCCUUUUUUUUUUUUUUUUUUUUUUUUUUUCCGUGGGAGAGUUACUUCAAGUUGUGUUUGGAGCUGACGUGAGUGAAAGGCUGGUCAUGUGCUCGGGUUCCUGUGACAGGGCGGCCCGUGAGCAGAUGAGGAGGACUGGCUUUUAACCUUGGUGGCCAUCGAGAGGGAGAUUGUUGGGGCCCAAGAGCCCCCAGACGCUCGCCGCCAUGUCGGGGUCCACGCAGCCUGUGGCGCAGACGUGGAGGGCCACCGAGCCCCGCUACCCGCCCCAUGGCAUUUCUUACCCUGUGCAGAUCGCCCGGCCCCACACGGACGUCGGGCUGCUCGAGUACCAGCACCACCCCCGUGACUAUGCCUCGCACCUGUCGCCCGGUUCCAUCCUCCAGCCGCAGAGGAGGAGGCCCUCCCUGCUGUCCGAAUUUCAGCCUGGGAACGAGAGGUCCCAGGAGCUCCACCUGCGACCCGAGUCCCACUCCUACCUGCCCGAGCUGGGCAAGUCAGAGAUGGAGUUCAUCGAGAGCAAGCGCCCUCGCCUGGAGCUGCUGCCGGAUCCCCUGCUGCGGCCCUCACCCCUGCUGGCUGCGGGCCAGCCUGGGGGCUCGGAGGACCCGUCCAAGGACCGCAGCCUGGCGGGCAAGCUGGAGCCCGUGUCUCCCCCCAGCCCGCCGCACGCCGACCCCGAGUUGGAGCUUGUACCUCCGCGGCUCUCCAAGGAGGAGCUGAUCCAGAACAUGGACCGGGUGGACCGCGAGAUCACCAUGGUGGAGCAGCAGAUCUCCAAGCUGAGGAAGAAGCAGCAACAGCUGGAGGAGGAGGCCGCCAAGCCCCCGGAGCCCGAGAAGCCCGUGUCGCCGCCGCCCAUCGAGUCGAAGCAUCGCAGCCUGGUGCAGAUCAUCUACGACGAGAACCGGAAGAAGGCUGAAGCCGCCCAUCGGAUUCUGGAAGGCCUGGGGCCUCAGGUGGAGCUGCCCCUGUACAACCAGCCGUCCGACACCAGGCAGUAUCAUGAGAACAUCAAAAUAAACCAGGCGAUGCGGAAAAAGUUAAUCUUGUACUUCAAGAGGAGGAACCACGCUCGGAAACAAUGGGAGCAGAAGUUCUGCCAGCGCUAUGACCAGCUCAUGGAGGCCUGGGAGAAGAAGGUGGAGCGCAUCGAGAGCAACCCCCGGCGGCGGGCCAAGGAGAGCAAGGUGCGCGAGUACUACGAGAAGCAGUUCCCCGAGAUCCGCAAGCAGCGCGAGCUGCAGGAGCGCAUGCAGAGCAGGGUGGGCCAGCGGGGCAGCGGGCUUUCCAUGUCGGCCGCCCGCAGCGAGCACGAGGUGUCCGAGAUCAUCGAUGGCCUCUCCGAGCAGGAGAACCUGGAGAAGCAGAUGCGCCAGCUGGCCGUGAUCCCGCCGAUGCUCUACGACGCUGACCAGCAGCGCAUCAAGUUCAUCAACAUGAACGGGCUCAUGGACGACCCCAUGAAGGUGUACAAGGACCGCCAGGUCAUGAACAUGUGGAGCGAGCAGGAGAAGGAGACCUUCCGGGAGAAGUUCAUGCAGCACCCCAAGAACUUCGGCCUGAUCGCAUCGUUCCUGGAGAGGAAGACCGUGGCCGAGUGUGUCCUCUAUUACUACCUGACCAAGAAGAACGAGAACUACAAGAGCCUGGUGAGGAGGAGCUACCGGCGCCGCGGCAAGAGCCAGCAGCAGCAGCAGCAGCAGCAGCAGCAGCAGCAGCAGCAAAUGCCCCGGAGCAACCAGGAGGAGAAGGAUGAGAAGGAGAAGGACAAGGAGGCUGAGAAGGAAGAGGAGAAGCCCGACGUGGAGAACGACAAGGAGGAGCUGACCAAGGAGAAGACGGACGACACCUCUGGGGAGGACAACGAUGAGAAGGAGGCAGUGGCCUCUAAAGGCCGGAAAACUGCCAACAGCCAGGGGAGACGCAAAGGCCGCAUCACCCGCUCCAUGGCCAACGAGGCCAACAGUGAGGAGGCCGUCACCCCACAGCAGAGCGCCGAGCUGGCUUCGAUGGAGAUGAACGAGAGCUCUCGCUGGACGGAGGAGGAGAUGGAGACCGCCAAGAAAGGUCUUCUGGAACACGGCCGGAACUGGUCGGCCAUCGCACGGAUGGUGGGCUCCAAGACCGUGUCUCAGUGUAAGAACUUCUACUUCAACUACAAGAAGAGGCAGAACCUGGACGAGAUCCUGCAGCAGCACAAGCUGAAGAUGGAGAAGGAGAGGAAUGCGCGGAGGAAGAAGAAGAAAGCCCCGGCUGCCGCCAGUGAGGAGGCCGCCUUCCCGCCCGCGGUGGAGGACGACGAGAUGGAGGUGUCAGGAGGGAGCGGGAACGAAGAGGACGUGGCAGAGGAGGCAGAAGCCUUACACGCCUCUGGGAACGAGGUGCCCAGAGGGGAAUGCAGUGGCCCAGCCACCGUCAACAACAGUUCUGACACCGAGAGCAUCCCCUCCCCCCGCGCCGAGGCCGCCAAGGACGCGGGGCAGAACGGGCCCAAGCCCCCGCCUGCCCCAGGCGCCGACGUGCCAGCCCCUGAGCCGCCCACACCACCGCCAGAGGAUGCGCUGGCCCCCGCCGAGCCCGCCCCGGCCCCCGAAGCCGCCGGCCCGCCCACGCCCCCACCGGCACCCCCAUCGCCCACCGCACCCCCUCCUGUGGUCCCCAAGGAGGAGAAGGAAGAAGAGGUUGCCACGGCCCCCCUGGUGGCAGAGGAGGAGGAGCAGAAGCCCCCCGUGGCCCAGGAGCUGUCCGUGGACGUGCGCAAGCCAGAAGAGCCUGCCGAGGCACCCCCCACAGAGCCCAUCAAGAGCGAAUGCAAAGAGGAGGCCCCGGAGGACGGGCCCCACAAGGGCAAAGGAGGCCCUGAGGCCAGCGUGGAGGCCGCCCCCGAGGGGGCCCUCAAGGUGGAGAAGAAAGAGGGCGGCGGCCCUGGGGGCAAAGCCCCCACGACCAAGGGAGCAGGGGCCCCCCAGGACAGCGACUCCAGCGCCACCUGCAGUGCGGACGAGGUGGAUGAGCCCGAGGGCGGCGACAAGAACAGGCUGCUGUCACCACGGCCCAGCCUCCUCACCCCGAGCAGUGACACCAGGGCCAACGCCUCCCCCCAGAAGCCGCUGGACCUGAAGCAGCUGAAGCAGCGGGCGGCCGCCAUACCCCCGAUCCAGGUCACCAAAGUCCACGAGCCCCCCCGGGAGGACGCGGCUCCCCCUGCCCCCCCGCCGCCACAGCACCUGCAGCCGGAGAACGACACCCCCCAGCAGCCCGGCAACAGCCCCCGAGGCAAAAGCAGGAGCCCCGUGCCUCCUGCUGAGAAGGAGGCAGAGAAGCCUGUGUUCUUCUCGGCCUUUGCAGCUGACGGCCAGAAGCUGCCCACAGAGCCUCCGUGCUGGACGUCGGGCCUGCCCUUCCCUGUGCCCCCUCGUGAGGUGAUCAAGGCCUCCCCGCACGCCCCUGACCCCUCGGCCUUCUCCUACGCCCCGCCUGGUCACCCACUGCCCCUGGGCCUCCAUGACAGCGCCCGGCCCGUCCUGCCUCGCCCACCCACCAUCUCCAACCCGCCGCCCCUCAUCUCCUCCGCUAAGCACCCCAGCGUCCUCGAGAGGCAAAUGAACGCCAUCUCCCAGGGAAUGUCGGUGCAGCUCCACGUCCCUUACUCAGAGCACGCCAAGGCCCCUGUGGGCCCCAUCACCAUGGGGCUGCCCCUUGCCAUGGACCCCAAGAAGCUGGCGCCCUUCAGCGGAGUGAAGCAGGAGCAGCUGUCCCCGCGGGGCCAGGCUGGGCCCCCGGAGAACCUGGGGGUGCCCACAGCCCAGGAGACAUCUGUGCUGAGAGGGACGUCUCUGGGCUCGGUUCCGGGAGGAAGCAUCACCAAGGGCAUCCCCGGCACGCGGGUGCCUUCUGAGAGCCCCAUCACGUACCGUGGCUCCAUCACCCACGGCACCCCGGCCGACGUCCUGUACAAAGGCACCAUCACCAGGAUCAUCGGCGAGGACAGCCCGAGUCGUCUGGACCGCAGCCGGGAGGACAGCCUGCCUAAGGGCCACGUCAUCUACGAGGGCAAGAAGGGCCACGUCCUGUCCUACGAGGGUGGCAUAUCUGUGUCCCAGUGCUCCAAGGAGGACGGCAGGAGCAGCUCCGGACCCCCGCAUGAGACGGCCGCCCCCAAGCGCACCUACGACAUGAUGGAGGGCCGCGUCAGCAGGGCCAUCUCCUCUGCCGGCAUCGAAGGUCUCAUGGGCCGGGCCAUCCCGCCGGAGCGACACAGCCCCCACCACCUCAAGGAGCAGCACCACAUCCGAGGCUCCAUCACACAAGGGAUCCCGCGGUCCUACGUGGAGGCCCAGGAAGACUACCUCCGUCGGGAGGCCAAGCUCCUGAAACGCGAGGGCACGCCGCCACCGCCCCCGCCCCCACGGGACCUGGCUGAGGCCUACAAGGCCCGGCCCCUGGAGGCGCUGGGCCCCCUGAAGCUGAAGCCGGCCCACGAGGGGCUGGUGGCGACGGUGAAGGAGGCCGGCCGCUCCAUCCACGAGAUUCCCCGGGAAGAGUUGCGGCGCACGCCCGAGCUGCCCCUGGCCCCGCGGCCGCUCAAGGAGGGCUCCAUCACGCAGGGCACCCCGCUCAAGUAUGACACUGGCCCGUCCUCCGCCGGCUCCAAAAAGCAUGACGUGCGCUCCAUCAUCGGCAGCCCCGGCCGCACGUUCCCGCCCGUGCACCCGCUGGACGUGAUGGCCGACGCCCGGGCGCUGGAGCGCGCCUGCUACGAAGAGAGCCUGAAGGGCCGGCCGGGGGCAGCCGGCAGCUCGGGGGGCUCCAUCACCCGGGGGGCCCCGGUCAUCGUGCCUGAGCUGGGCAAGCCGCGCCAAAGCCCCCUGGCCUACGAGGAGCACGGGGCGCCCUUCGCCGGCCACCUCCCACGCGGCUCGCCGGUGACCACACGGGAGCCCACCCCACGCCUGCAAGAGGGCAGCCUCUCAUCUAGCAAGGCAUCCCAGGACCGGAAGCUGACGUCCACGCCCCGGGAGAUCGCCAAGUCCCCCCACAGCGCCGUGCCUGAGCACCACCCCCACCCCAUCUCGCCCUACGAACACCUGCUUCGGGGCGUGAGCGGUGUGGACCUGUACCGCGGCCACAUCCCCCUGGCCUUCGAUCCCACCUCCAUACCCCGCGGGAUCCCUCUCGAUGCAGCCGCGGCCUAUUACCUGCCCCGACACCUGGCCCCCAACCCCACCUACCCGCACCUGUACCCGCCUUACCUCAUCCGCGGCUACCCCGACACGGCGGCGCUGGAGAACCGCCAGACAAUCAUCAACGACUACAUCACCUCGCAGCAGAUGCACCACAACGCGGCGACCGCCAUGGCCCAGCGGGCUGACAUGCUGAGGGGCCUCUCGCCCCGCGAAUCCUCUCUGGCACUCAACUAUGCCGCUGGCCCUCGAGGCAUCAUCGACCUGUCCCAAGUGCCACACCUCCCCGUUCUGGUGCCCCCGACCCCGGGCACACCGGCCGCCGCCGCCAUGGACCGCCUUGCCUACCUCCCCACAGCGCCCCAGCACUUCAGCAGCCGGCUCAGCAGCUCCCCGCUCUCCCCAGGGGGUCCCACUCACUUGACGAAACCCGCCACCACCUCAUCGUCCGAGAGGGAGCGGGAGCGCGACCGGGAGCGCGACCGGGAGCGUGACCGGGAGCGCGAGAAGCCGGUCCUCACGUCCGCCACCACCGUGGAGCACGCGCCCAUCUGGAGACCUGGUACGGAGCAGAGCAGCGGCGGCAGCGGCGGCGGAGGGGGUGGGGGCGGCAGCGGCAGCGGCCGCCCCACCCCCCACUCCCACCAGCACUCGCCCAUGUCACCCCGGGCCCAGGACACCGUCCAGCAGAGACCCAGCGUGCUGCACAACACGGGCAUGAAGGGCAUCCUCACCUCCGUGGAGCCCAGCACGCCCACGGUCCUGAGGUGGGCCAGGUCCACCUCUGCCUCCUCGCCUGUCCGCCCGGCCGCCACAUUCCCACCCACCACCCACUGUCCUCUGGGUGGCACCCUGGACGGGGUCUACCCCACCCUCAUGGAGCCUGUCUUGCUGCCCAAGGAGGCCCCAAGGGUCGCCCGGCCCGAGCGGCCCCGUGCGGACGCUGGCCACGCCUUCCUUGCCAAGCCCCCAGCCCGCUCUGGGCUGGAGCCCGCCUCCUCCCCCAGCAAAGGCUCCGAGCCGCGGCCCCUGGCGCCCCCCGGCUCCAGCCACACGGCCAUCGCCCGCACCCCAGCAAAGAGCCUCGCACCCCACCACGCCAGCCCGGACCAGCCUGCGCCGCCCGCCUCGGCCGCGGACCCGCACCGGGAAAAGACUCAAAGUAAACCCUUUUCCAUCCAGGAAUUGGAGCUCCGUUCUCUGGGUAAGACCACCCUGACAGCGGCCACCUUCAUAGACGCGAUAAUCAUGCGUCAAAUUGCUCACGAUAAAGGGCCGCGAGAAGGAGGUUCGCUGGCCAACGACUCCCCUCGCGAUGGUUACCACGGCGGCAGCUACAGCCCCGACGGGGUGGAGCCCGUCAGCCCCGUGAGCUCGCCCAGCCUGACCCAUGACAAGGGGCUCCCCAAGCACCUCGAGGAGCUCGACAAGAGCCACCUGGAGGGGGACCUGCGGCACAAGCAGCCAGGCCCCGGAAAGCUCAGCGGUGAGGCCGCGCACCUCCCACACCUGCGGCCGCUGCCCGAGAGCCAGCCCUCGUCCAGCCCGCUGCUCCAGACCACCCCCGGGGUCAAAGGUCACCAGAGGGUGGUCACCCUGGCACAGCACAUCAGCGAGGUCAUCACACAGGAUUACACGCGGCACCACCCGCAGCAGCUCAACGCACCCCUCCCGGCCCCCCUCUACUCCUUCCCUGGAGCCAGCUGCCCGGUCCUGGACCUGCGCCGCCCCCCCAGUGACCUCUACCUCCCGCCCCCGGACCAUGGCGCCCCGGCUCGCGGCUCACCCCACAGUGAAGGGGGCAAGAGGCACCAUGUGUUAACCGGGAUGCUCACCACAACCCCAGGAAGUGUAGGCGGUAUUGUCCCCAUGUCACCGGUGAAAGAACUGAGGUCUCCAGAGCCCAGCAAGACGUCCGCCCUGGGCAGCAGUGAGGAUGCCAUCGAGCCCGUGUCCCCACCCGAGGGCAUGGCAGAGCCUGGGCAUCCCCGAAGCGCCAUGUACCCGCUGCUGUACCGGGACGGGGACCAGGCAGAGCCCAGCAGAAUGGGCUCUAAAUCUCCAGGCAACAGCAGCCAGCCGCCGGCCUUCUUCAGCAAACUGACCGAGAGCAACUCCGCCAUGGUCAAAUCGAAGAAGCAGGAGAUCAACAAGAAGCUGAACACCCACAACCGGAACGAGCCAGAAUACAAUAUCGGCCAGCCCGGGACGGAGAUCUUCAACAUGCCCGCCAUCACCGGAGCAGGCCUUAUGACCUGCAGAAGCCAGGCGGUGCAGGAACAUGCCAGCACCAACAUGGGGCUGGAGGCCAUUAUUAGAAAGGCGCUCAUGGGUAAAUAUGAUCAGUGGGAGGAGCCCCCGCUCAGCGCCAACGCUUUUAACCCUCUGAAUGCCAGUGCCAGCCUGCCCGCUGCUAUGCCCAUAACCGCUGCUGACGGACGGAGCGAACACGCACUCACCUCGCCAGGUGGUGGCGGGAAGGCCAAAGUCUCUGGCAGACCCAGCAGCCGCAAAGCCAAGUCCCCGGCCCCGGGCCUGGCGUCCGGGGACCGGCCGCCCUCCGUCUCCUCGGUGCACUCGGAGGGGGACUGCAACCGCCGGACCCCACUCACCAACCGCGUGUGGGAGGACCGGCCCUCGUCCGCAGGUUCCACACCGUUUCCCUACAACCCCCUGAUCAUGCGGCUGCAGGCGGGUGUCAUGGCCUCCCCACCCCCGCCUGGCCUCCCCGCGGGCAGCGGGCCCCUUGCCGGUCCCCACCACGCCUGGGACGAGGAGCCCAAGCCGCUGCUCUGCUCACAGUACGAGACGCUCUCCGACAGCGAGUGACCGACAGAACGGGCUGGGGGGCGGUGCCGGGGCCCAGCCAGCGGCCAGAGCAGCCGGGCAAGGAGGGGGCCGCUGCCGACCCCCCCCCCCCCCACCGAGGAAGGAGCCCCUGAGUCUGCCUGCGCGCCUGUCCGUCCGUCCGUCCAGAGCCGGCAUCCUUGCCUGUCUAAAGCCUUAACUACGACUCCCGCCCCGGGCUGGCCCUGUGCAGUGACCUUACUCAGGGGAUGUUUACCUGGUGCUCGGGAGGGGAGGGGCCAGGGAGGGGGCGCGGCGGCGUGUGGCGGCCACACGCACGCAGCCGGGGCGGCCAGGGACCCAAAGCAGGAUGACCACGCACCUCCCAUGCCACUGCCUCCCCCCUUAACGCAUUUGGAACCAAAGUCUAAACUGAGCUAGCAGCACCCUCCCUCCGUCCCCAUUCCGCUUAUCGCUCUGGACAGACGGACACAGGCGCUGUCCAGCCCCCGGCGCGCUCGUCCCCGGUCAGCGAGACUGCCGCCGACCCAGUGAGGCCAGAUGGGCGGGCGAGAGGGCCAGGUGGGGUCUGGGGCGAGCGGAGGCUCGGAGGGACCGGGCCGUUUGUUCUCACACAUGGUCGCCGCGGCGGUGGGAAGGAAAGGCAGGUGUACAUGAUGUAUUGGUUUACAGGGUAUAUUUUUGAUACCUUUGAUGAAUUAGUUGAGAUGUUUUACGCGAGGAAGGACUUGACCCAGUAUUAUUGCUGCUGUGCUCUUCCAUCUCUGCUUACCGUUCAGGAGGCGUGUGCAGGCCGCCAUCGGUGACCCCAUCGUCCGCGGGCCUGAGGGGGCCGGGGGCUGCCGGCUCGCUGGCGCCCCUUCGUCCUCCCCCCCCGCCCUUCCUUGGGCAGAAGGAAUUUGAUGGGUAUUCUGUGACCGCCAUCUGCGCACGGCGGUGGCAUUCUGUCAUUUACACACGUUGUUCUCAUUAAAAAGCGAAUUAUACUCGA
Felis catus (domestic cat) is the source of this 9166-nucleotide messenger RNA. RefSeq names its product nuclear receptor corepressor 2 (gene NCOR2). NCBI's taxonomy places the organism in Eukaryota, Metazoa, Chordata, Mammalia, Carnivora, Felidae. Gene Ontology annotation, molecular function: transcription corepressor activity. The coding region runs from base 388 to 8196 and encodes 2602 amino acids. The record is from RefSeq and is a predicted model, not a curated record. The transcript is spliced from 49 exons. Gene Ontology annotation, biological process: negative regulation of transcription by RNA polymerase II.